Rubroshorea leprosula is the source of this 1510-nucleotide messenger RNA. The record is from the annotation of a GenBank genome assembly. Lineage: Eukaryota; Viridiplantae; Streptophyta; Magnoliopsida; Malvales; Dipterocarpaceae.
CACAUAGAACCUACGUUUUUGUUCGGAUAAACAAAGAGGUUUUGCACUUUUGCAAUGGCUCCAAGUUUUGAUUAUGCAGUUACGAGUCUACUCUGUGCAGAGGAUAACAACAGCAUUUUUGAUGAUAACGAAUGCUUUGGGGGUUUGGGGGAUGAGUUUGAGUGUACAUGGAAUCGUAGAUAUCGUCGAAACUUGAAUCAAAACAGAGGCUUUCAUGAUGGAAAUGCCUUGCCAUUGCAGAGUGAGGAGUGUUUGUCUUUGAUGGUUGUAAAAGAACACCAGCAUAUGCCUAAUGCUGAUUACCUGAAUAGGCUGCAGAGUAGAGAUUUGGAGGUGGGGGCUAGAACAGAAGCUCUUGAUUGGAUUGAGAAGGUUCAUGCCCAUUUUGGUUUUGGACCUCUUUCUGCAUAUCUAUCAGUAAAUUACUUGGACAGAUUUCUCUCUUCCUAUGAAUUACCAAAGGGGAAAGCUUGGACGAUGCAAUUACUGGCUGUGGCAUGUUUAUCCCUUGCAGCCAAAAUGGAGGAAACAGAAGUUCCUUUGUCUCUAGAUCUACAGGUGGGUGAAUCAAAAUUUGUGUUUGAGGCUAGAACUAUACAAAGAAUGGAGCUUUUGGUGCUGAGCACUUUGAAAUGGAGAAUGCAAGCAGUUACCCCAUUCUCCUUCAUAGACUAUUUCCUUUACAAACUCAAUGAUAAUCAAUUCCCUCAUAGAACUUCAAUCUUGAGAUCAAUCGAACUCAUAUUAAGCACGAUGAGAGGGAUUGACUUCUUGGAAUUCAAGCCUUCUGAGAUUGCAGCAGCAGUGGCAAUAUCUGUUGCAAAGGAAACCAAAACAGUAGGCACUGAGAAAGCAAUAUCUGCUCUUGCUCAGCAUGUACAAAAGGAGAGAGUGUUGAAGUGUACAGAAUUGGUUGAUGAAUUGUCAUUGGUGGGUGGGUCCUUGGAGGGUGUUGCAAGUGGUGCAGUCCAAUUGGUGCCACAGAGCCCUAUUGGGGUGUUGGAUGCAGCAUGCUUGAGCUAUAAAAGCGAUGACAUAACAGUUGGGUCAUGUACAAAUUCUUCCCAUAAUACUCCAGAGACCAAAAGGAGAAGGUUAAAUACACCCUUUGAAGUUGAACUAUAAUAAGUGAUGAUGGAAAUAGGAUUUGCACACAAAACACAAAAUAUGUUUGUUUGCUUGUUCUUUUUUAUUUCUUUUUCUACAUGGUAGUUUUGGUGUGCCUAUUAAGGUUAAUCAAAAGGGUAGAUUAUGGAGGAGUUGAAUAAGUUGGGUCAUGGGUGGAGUAUGGAAGGUGGAAAAUGGAGAAUGGAAAUGAAGAGAUUUCAAGCUAUUGGCAUGGACAGGAAAUCACCAGCUGUUAAAUAUUAGUUUUCUUAACGGCUAGGAAAGGGAAAUGGAAAACAAAACAUUAAAAAAAAAAAAAAAGUUUCUGCUUUGUGAGAUAAGUUUGUUUUAGGUGGAGUUUUCUUAAUUAUGAGAAAAGGAAAAAGAAAAAAAAAAUAGUAUC